AAAAUGGGUAGUUGCGCAACUAAAAAUUAAGAAAAUGAAGUUUCUCUCCCUUCUAAUCCUAGAUUACAAAGGGCUUACUAAGUAAAAUCUUAUUGAAUUUAUAGCAAUAUUCAUAAAUAAUAGAAAUUACUCAUCCACUUAAUGUGAAUCAGAAAUACAAUAGUUACUUUACUUUGAUACCAGAUUAAUUUGUAGGUACAGGAAUAAAGAAGACAAAUUAAUAUGAAUCUCGUCUUUCAAAAGAAGAAUGGCAAUAAAAAAGAGUUGAAUUCUGGGGUAUAAAUAAUUGUUUGAUAGUAGAAUCUAGAAUAGAGGGAUAGAAGGAAAAUUGGAUUACUAUAAAAGCUGCAUUGGAAGCUGAUGAAGGUAUGUAUUAUUGUAAAUUAGGAACUGCAAAAACACUUUUGUAAGCUGCUGACUUAAAGCUAAUCAAAAAUAGUAUGUAAAUUGUUUUUGAUAAUCAUGGUAUUAUAAUAAAAAUAGAAAUAUUUAGGAUAGAAAUAUGAUUUACCAGUUUUUGUAAUUCAUAAUCCUAUUUCUUUUCCAUAGAAAUAAUCUUAUGAUUAAAAUCUUUACUAAAAUUUUGACCGUAAAGUUGUUAAGGUAAUUUGUGAUUUAUAAUUUGUAGUUUAAAUUGAGAUGUACAAAAUGGAACACUGAUAAGGAGAUAUCUUAUAACACAGGAGACAAGGUUGAAUUAUUAAUAAAAGAAUUACAAUCUUAGGAGAAUCCAUAGAAGAUGAAAUUGUUUGUAAAUGGCAGAGAAAUGAAAGGCCAUAACAUGUUUGGAAAUUAUGGUGUCUAAGAUAAUUCUGUAAUUUAUUCCCAAUUAUCUUUCUUUUAGGUUGUACAAGCAUUUAUGUUCUGAUUAUAUAAUAAUAUAUAUAU
Messenger RNA from Paramecium primaurelia, 888 nucleotides. NCBI's taxonomy places the organism in Eukaryota, Ciliophora, Oligohymenophorea, Peniculida, Parameciidae. The record is from the annotation of a GenBank genome assembly.